GGCUGCAUGAAUAAUUACAAACGUAGAUACGAAGUUCUCUUUCCCACAUAGUCAUGCAUUAUGAAGAAGAAGAAUCCAGUUACACUCCAUCACCGAACACCAUUAUCAACUUCGGCACUCCCUCGGCAAUCGUGUUCUCGUUUCACUUUCAGCGACUGAGAGCUUCUCACUUUCAUACAUUAAACAGUCACGCAGGUUCAGACCAAACAAUUCGGAAUUAACAAAGCCUAUUAGGCCUUAUUGGAUGUUUAUUGAAAAUGCAUCUAUUGUGGUUUUUAGAUUUAUUGAUUUUUGUGAUGUGCGUCCAACUCGGAUUGACGUCUGCCAGCACAGAUCAAUUCUCAAAUGAAUUUGUUGAGUGUCCAGAAGGAACCUACUUCUCCCACCAAUAUUGCUUGGAGUGCCCCUCGGGUCAUUUUUGUCCUGGAAAUGAAUCAGCGGCUCAGAGAUGUGGCUUGGGAACAUUCAAUCCGUAUACGGGGAAAAGCAGAAGCACUGACUGCAAGCCUUGUUUCCCAGGUCUGAUAGCGUCCGAGGACCGAGUAGAUUGCAAGCUCUGCCCAGCAGGUUUCUCCUGCUUUCCAGCUAAUGGAAGCAUCUCCUUAUGUCCUCCCGGGGAACAUUCUCCUGAAGGGAUUCUCCAGUGUCUAACAUGUCCUGUAGAUUCAGUUUGUACUUUUGGAUUUGCACACAAAUGUGCGCCUGGAAAAGAGCCAAAUUUUGAUCACACGGAGUGUAAUGACUGCCACCCUGGAUUCUACUCCAGCGUGUGUACUAUCCACUGCCUUCAGUGUCCUGCAGGAAGUUACUGUCCGCAUAGCGGGAUGUCCCAGCCGCUCUCUUGUCCACCAGGCUUAACUUCCACAGCGGGUCAGACCUCGUGUCAGAGAUGUAAUGAUACCUACACAUCGUGUCGGGGAGCCACGCCCUCUCUCUGGAGGCGGCAGUCAAGUCAACCCGGUCCAUGUAGACCAGGAACAUACAAACUUGAGGAUUCAGUUUGCAUUACGUGUCCAGUAGGUCAUUACUGUGAAGGAGGUGUCGCUAUACCUUGUCCCGCAGGGAGUUAUGGUCCCAAAGAGGGUCUCCAGAGACGGGCAAACUGCACAAUCUGUCCUGCAGGGUUUUACUGUCUGGAAGGGACCUCAGCUCGGCCCUCCCCUCAGUUCUUGUGCCCAGCGGGUUUCUAUUGUGAGGAGGGCACAGCCAUCCCUCAUGGGUCACCUUGUCCUGCUGGAACAGCAGGAGAACAAGUCGGUCAGACAAGUAGGGCAUCUUGCAAAAGAUGCAGCGAAGGACGAUUUUGUCCUGCUGGCUCCUCAGCUCCUGGCUUGCCUUGCGCUCGCGGAAGGUUCUGUCCUGCUGGCACCCCGGAGGAAGUCACAUGUCCCCGAGGCACCUUCACCCCUAAUCAAGGAGCAAUAAGUUCUAAGGACUGUCUCAGAUGCCCAGCCGGUUUCUAUUGCCCCGAGGGGACAAGUGACCCUGUACCGUGUAUGCCGGGUUCCUUUAACCCUUUGGAGGGUCAGGCCGAGUUGGCUGACUGCAGAGAGUGCCACGCAGGAAAGGCCUGCACUCGGAUCGCUCUGACGGCUCCAGAUGUGAACUGCAUGCAAGGGUUUGCGUGUCCUCCCGGUUCAUCGAAACCUGACGAUCCGAGCAACGCGUGUCCUCCAGGGACACUGAGCAAUCGUACGGACCUCACGGAUCGCUCGCAAUGUCAGCAGUGUCCGGCCCGAUACGCUUGUCUUCGAGGGACUGGUGGGAUCCACCGACCACCUCUCUCCUGCUCUGUCGGCCAUUAUUGCCCACCCGGUACCAAGUUCCCCACCCAGUACAAAUGUCCCGUGGGCACUUGGAGCGGUCAGAGUGGAUUAGAAGCCGAGAGCGAAUGCCAGCCAUGCCCGCAGGGUUGGUAUUGUUUGGUAGGAUCGGGAGCGCCGUCGGGCCGAUGCAACUCUGGCCACUACUGUCCCAAAGGGACCGCAUACGGCGCCCAGUUUCCCUGCCCCGCGGGCACGUAUAGCCUCCACAUGGGCAACAGGCAGAAAAACGAUUGCCUGCCUUGCCCCGAAGGCUCAUUUUGUCUCGAAGGAAGCUCCAAACCUGCCCCCUGCCCCCCAUCAACAUUUCGCCGCCUAGAAGGAGGGGAGACGCUGGAGGACUGCUCCACUUGCCCCGCCGGUUAUUUCUGCUCCCACUCAGCCACGGUUAACCCCAAAGUGUGCGGAGCCGGCAGCUAUUCUGACGAAGGUGCUGCAGAGUGUUCUCCGUGCUUGCCGGGGCACUUCUGCAGUAACGAGACCACAAGUGAAGAAACCAUGCUAAGUGUCAUGGUGUGCCCCCCGGGCUUCCUCUGCUCUCAGGGCUUGGCCCGAGACCCUCGCCGCUCAGCCAUUCUCUGUCCUCGUGGCUUCUUCUGCCCUGGGGGAGGCAUUGAUCCCAACCCCAUUCCCUGCCCCAAUGGUACCUACAGUGCCAAUCCCGGUUUAAGUGAAGUCACUGAAUGUGUCCCGUGCCCUGAAGGGAAGUACUGUUUUUCCGAGCACCCUGAGGAGCACCCCAUCACAACACCUACUGGCUUUUGCCCCGACGGGCAUUACUGCCCUAUCGGAACUGGGUACAAAUAUUCCAACCCCUGCCAAGCUGGGCAAUACAGAAGCACAGAAUUUGGUCACAGCGGAGAGGUGUGUGUUUCAUGCCCAUCCAGGCACUACUGUGACCGAGCAGGAAUGCACACCCCCUCUGUCUGCCCUCAGGGGUUUUAUUGUCCUGAAGGAUCCUCCUCCGCUCAAACCUGUCCGGAGGGAAGCUAUGGCUCACGCUCAGCUCUCAGUGAUGUGUCGGAGUGCUCUCUUUGUGGUGCCGGUUGGUACUGCAGUGGGGUAGGCUUGGCAGAGGCUUCUGGUAUCUGCAAAGCUGGAUUUUACUGUAAAGAGGGAGCUAAGUCUGCUACUCCAAUAGACGGAAAGACAGGCGGUUUGUGUCCUCCAGGAAGUUACUGUCCACCAGGUUCCAUCUCGCCUCUUCCAUGCCCCCCUGGAACUUUCAGUAACAGCUCCGGUCUGGGUAGACUUCAAGAUUGUGUCAGCUGUCCACCAGGUUUUUAUUGUUUAGGUUCCAACAACACUUCCCCUUCAGGCCUUUGCUCUCCUGGAUAUUACUGCACUGGCGGAUCCGCUUCUCCCAUCCAGCAUGAAGCAGAGCAGGGUCACUAUACAUUGGAAGGAGCAGUCAAGCCAGAGCCGUGUCCUUUUGGAACUUUCCAGCCACGCCGAGGUGCACAGUCGUGCGUGCACUGUCAAGGAGGUCGACUGUGCAACCAGACCGGUUUGUCCCAGACACCACUGUGCCCAAAAGGAUACUACUGUCCUCCAGCAUCAUCUUCUCCUCACCCUUGUCCUAUUGGUCGGUAUUUAGAUGAGCCUGGUGGUGAAGAUGUGCAGCAUUGUCGUCCAUGUGAGGCAGGAUGGUUUUGCAGUAAAGCUGGCCUCGCUAACCCAGAGGGCCCCUGUGACCCCGGGCAUUAUUGCACCUCGGCAGCUUCUACAGCUACUCCAGUUGCUUUGGAGUCUGGAGGAGUGUGUCCUGCAGGCUACGUUUGUCCCAGAGGGACCAAAUACCCACAACAACACCCCUGUCCAGUUGGAACUUGGAGUAAUAGUUUGGGGGCCCAAAAUCUGUCAGACUGCCUGCCCUGCCCACCUGGACUAUACUGUAACACAACUGGAAUAAUAAAACCUUCAGGGACAUGUGAUCCAGGGUUUUAUUGUUCAGGGGGCGCAGUGUCUCCAAAACCUUUUGAUGGUUUGACAGGGAACAUUUGUCCCAUCGGGCACUACUGCCUCAUGGGUUCAGCCUCCCCUACACCGUGCCCCGAUGGGACCUUCACAAACACAACAGGCGCAGAAGCCUGCAGAGAUUGCCCCCCCGGGAGCUACUGUCUAUCAGGGGAGGCCAUCCAACCUUGCCCUUUAGGUCACUAUUGUCUCGAGAGGGGUGUCGAAGGCAUCCUGCCUUGCCCUCCUGGCACAUACAACCCUCAUUUGGGCUUUAGCCAAGUAGAACAGUGCCUCAUUUGUCCACCAGGCUUCUACUGUGACGACUGGGGUCUUUCUGAGCCCACCGGACCCUGCCAGGCUGGUUACUACUGCAUAGCAGGUGUAAACUUCCCAAAUCCAGAUGUAAAUUACAGUACUGGAGUUGGAGGAGCAUGUCCAAAGGGGACAUAUUGUCCUGAGGGGACCAGUCUUCCGUUCCCAUGUCCCCUUGGAACCUACUCGGAUAGUCUUUACGUGACAGAUAUCAACGGAUGCAGCCCGUGUCCGGCAGGUCGAUUCUGUGCAACCGAAGGUCUGAGUCGACCGUCGGGAAGAUGUCAGACAGGUUUUUACUGUCCAGGUGGAGACUCAGCAGCAACAGGCUCGGAGGGAGGUCUUUGCCCACCCGCUCAUUAUUGCCUGCAAGGCAGUACAGCCCCAACAUCCUGCCCAGCUGGAUCCUACACAAACCUCACAGGACAGUCAAUAUGCUCACCCUGCCCUGCUGGCUACUACUGCCCGGAGAAGACAAGCGACUUUGCUAAGUUUCCUUGCCCGCCAGGGUUCUACUGUCCCGAUGGUACAAGGCAUGCCACUCAGUACCCGUGUCCUCGUGGCUACUACAACCCUGAGCGCAUGACCCAGAGUCUGGACAGCUGCUUGCCUUGCCCCCCUGGAUACUUCUGUGGGAAGGAGCGGCUUACUAAUGUGUCUGGAAAAUGCAAAGCUGGUUGGUUUUGCGUCUCAGCAGCGUGGAACUCCCAACCCUUUGACCUGGAUAAUUACACCAACGCCAACUGUCUGUGCCCCGCCACUGCCACAGGGGGGCGCUGCCAUCCAGGUUUUUACUGCCCCACAGGCAGCUCGGAGCCCCUCCCUUGUCUACCUGGAGCUUUCUGUAACAUCUCAGGUUUGGCUUCGCCGAUGGGUCCUUGUUCUCCAGGUUAUUAUUGCAAAGGAGGAGCCACUGAGGCCAAGCCAACAGAUGGCGAAACAGGCAGCAUCUGUCCAAGUGGGACAUACUGCGCUGAAGGCUCUGGAGAACCGCAGUUAUGUCCCGCUGGCACAUUUUCUGCAGUACCAGGUCUGACCAGCAGGGCUGAUUGUCAACCUUGUACGGCUGGAUUCUACUGCAGUAGACCGGGCCUUAGUACGCCAACUGGGCCCUGUGAUCAAGGUUAUUGGUGCCCCCCUGGCCAAAUUGUUGCGAAAGCUCUGCCGUGUCCACCGGGUCAUUUCUGCCUCAGUGGUAGUGCGGCUCCAGAGUCUUGUCCAUCGGGAACUUACCAGGACAGAGAGAGGCAAGCUGCGUGCAUUACAUGUAAAGCAGGUUACUACUGUGAUCCCAGGCUGAGUACAGCUAACGGCUCCUUGCUGAGGCUGUGCCCAAAAGGACAUUACUGCCCUGAAGGCACAAGCAUGUCCAAGGAGCACCCUUGCCCCGUAGGCUCAUUCAACCCAAGAGAGCACACGGACAGCCUUUCAGACUGCAUGCCAUGUCCUGGUGGACAGUACUGUCCUUCGCUAGGACUUUCAGAGCCGGCAGGACCAUGCCUUGCUGGUUUUUGGUGCCAAGGCGGCGCAUCCUCUCCGACCCCGUUGGAUGAUCUUUCCGGUUCAAAAUGUCCUCCUGGUCAUUACUGCCCAGCAGGCGCCACUGCUCCUAUGGAGUGUCCCACGGGUAGCUGGUCGAACAGCACAGGAUUGCAAACACAGGAGGACUGUCAAAUCUGUCUUGGGGGAUUUUACUGUGACCGAGCUGGGUUGACUUACCCGACUGGACGCUGCCUUGGAGGGUAUUACUGUCUUGGGGGAGCUGUCACACCCAGCCCGACUGAUGGAAUGACAGGAGGACCUUGCCCCGAAGGCUCUUACUGCCCCGAAGGGACGGGCGAACCAAUACCUUGUGAUCCGGGGACAUAUGCUGCCGUCACACAUGCCACUCGGUGUGAGCCUUGUCUUCCAGGCUGGCACUGCGUGACUGGCAUCUUGCAACCGUGUCCUCCAGGCUUCUACUGCCCUGAGAAAACUGGCUUUGACCUGAGAAGCUGUCCAUCAGGGACAUAUGGUCCUGACCCGGGAUACUGGUCUGUCACUCAGUGCAAGCAGUGUGAUGGAGGCCAUUACUGCUCCUCCACAAAUGGCACAGCUGUCAGUGGAGCGUGUCAGGAAGGAUAUUACUGCGUCCGUGGAAACGACGUUCCUCGACCAGACUCGCCGGCUGCAGGGGAGGGGGGGCCUUGUCCUGUUGGCCAUUAUUGUCCCCAGGCCAGUAUCCAUCCUCGACCGUGUCCUCGUGGUACUUUCUCCAACCUCACCAAAUUAGCCUCCCAGGAGGAUUGUGAGCCCUGUCUCCCUAGUUACUACUGUGACGCUGUCGGCCUCUCGGCGCCUUCCGGAAAAUGCUUGGAAGGUUUUUUCUGCGCAGGGGGGGCGCUUCGGCCUGAUCCAACUUCAGGAGACGACGGUGGUGGAUUGUGCCCAAAAGGUUAUUACUGUUCCGAGGGCUCCGCGGCUCCUCAGCUCUGUCCCCGGGGAACCAUCAGCAUGGAGGACGGCCUAGCCAGCUGCAGUGCCUGUCCCCAAGGGUUCUACUGUCCUGGAAACAGUAAUGGUUCUUUCUAUGAGUGUCCAAAGGGUCAUUACUGCCCAGUUGGGACGUGGUCCAAAUUCCUCUACCCAUGUCCAGCUGGGUCCAUCAAUCCCUUCACUCAAACGGCAAAGGUCCAGGACUGCCUACCAUGUCCACCAGGUUUGUUUUGUGCAUCACCUGGAUUGGCUGUCGCAUCAGGCCAGUGUAAGGCUGGUUAUUAUUGCACCUCUGGGGCUUCGUCACCCACAGCAGCUGAUGAUGGCUUGACAGGUGACUGCUGUCCUGAGGGCCAUUAUUGUCCACAGGGUUCCUCAGCUCCAUUAUCUUGUCCAGCGGGACAUUACAGCAAUCAAACCGGGAACAGUCAAAUAUCUGACUGCUUGCCGUGUCCCUCAGGGUUUCUUUGCACCACCGGAGGGCUCUCUUUACCUUCUCUCAUGUGCUCAGCUGGCUUUUACUGCCCGAGCCUCAAUGCAUCAAUACCUUGCCCUUCUGGAAAUAGGUGUCCACCUGGAUCUCACAAACCAGUACCUUGCUUGCCAGGGACCUUUCAAAAUCUACCUGGGCAGGCCGAGUGUGUUACAUGCCCUGCAGGAUUUUACUGCUUCAUGGACGUGGGCAAUAUGUCCGGGAUUCACACUCCCAUGCUGUGUCGUAAAGGACAUUAUUGCCCACCAGGGUCACCGUCUGGUGUCCCAUGCCCAGCUGGCACCUUCAGCGACCAUAUGGGCUUGCUUACUGAACAGGGCUGUGAACUGUGUCCUCCCGGAGCGUACUGUGCCUCCUCUGGACUGGAAGCCCCCAGUGGGUUCUGCUCUCCUGGGUAACACAGAUUA
Syngnathus typhle (broad-nosed pipefish) is the source of this 7469-nucleotide messenger RNA. RefSeq names its product multiple epidermal growth factor-like domains protein 6. The transcript is spliced from 47 exons. NCBI's taxonomy places the organism in Eukaryota, Metazoa, Chordata, Actinopteri, Syngnathiformes, Syngnathidae. The record is from RefSeq and is a predicted model, not a curated record. Bases 258 to 7460 code for a protein of 2400 amino acids.